Rubroshorea leprosula is the source of this 2003-nucleotide messenger RNA. The record is from the annotation of a GenBank genome assembly. NCBI's taxonomy places the organism in Eukaryota, Viridiplantae, Streptophyta, Magnoliopsida, Malvales, Dipterocarpaceae.
AGGAGGGCUUGGAAUUUGCAUUUAGCGAUUGGAAUUCCCUUCUUAUGUUGUUUUUGGUUUUUAAGUAUUAAUAAAAGUAAAGUGUAUCAUAUUGUCACUAUGACAAAUUUGCCAUAUACCUACGCUUUUUUCUACUUACGUUUAAUAUUUUGUAGGUACCCAAUUGUGAUAAGGAAGGAAGUCGAGACCGAAAAGAUAGGUCGACGAAAUAUGUGGAUCGAAGCAUAAAUCUAGCCUCUUCAAAUAUGUUGUCGUUUCACUCAAGCACGGGACAAAAUCGAGGUCAUCUUCCUCCUAGCCCAACCCCAGCGUGAAUGCCGUGCGUUGCGGUGGAAAGUUCUUUACGACUUAACCCCUUAAUCCGAUGAUCAGCCCAGCCUUAAUCAAAGACGAAGUUUCGCGGAAGGUACCCUAGCCAAGGUUUGUGUGGGAUUCGGAUAUAAAAGGCUAGAAGAUUGAUACUAUGAAGUUAAGGAAAAAAGUAGGAAAAUGUUUACUUGAUAGUUUCUCUUAUUAAUUACUAUUUCCAUUGUUAUAAGUUCAUGUUACUGAUGCCAUAUGAGUUGAUAUCUGUAACAGAGUCAAUGUCGACGACACUUAGGUCGCCUUCAUUAUCUAAAAUUAAAGAAAGCGGCAAUCAAUGCACAAUAUUGUAGUGGAAAGAAGGGAAUUAUAGUUUGGAGUUAAGUUUUUGUUGGUAGUGAAAGCAGGGAACUUUUUAAGAUUCGUAGUUGUAAUUUUUCUUCUAUUGUUGGUUGGUGGAUGGAAACUGAAAGGAUGAAUUAGAAACUUGUUAAGUUCAAUGGCAUAUCUGAUUUUGAGUUCGUACCUGGUCUCUUAUUGCAGGUGAGAUGGGGAGAAUCAAGCAUGAUAGAAGUGGAGAGGUUGUUGCUUGCAGUUGCUCGAGAAGACCCGGUGAAUCAAAGAUUUGUCAUGCUUUCUGACUGUUGUGUUCCCCUUUACAAUUUUAGUUAUAUAUACAAGUAUCUGAUGGCUUCUCCAGGGAGCUAUGUGGACAGGUAGAUAGCAGCCUGCUUGAUUCUUGAGGUGCCUAUAAUUGAUUCUUUACAAAUGGUUCCAUGAUAAAUCAAAUGAUAGUGUUCUAUCUGUUUUAAGCCUUUUCUGGUUCCUACUGAAGAAAUCACUUCAUUUUGUAGCUUUCUUAAUGUAAAGGAUGGUAGAUACAGCUCAAAGAUGUCACCUAUCAUCCCAAAAAACAAGUGGCAAAAAGAAUCUCAGGUUAUCCAUUUUCUGUUAUAGAUAACAUUAAAUUAAUAUAGAGAUGGUUGAGUGUUUGGGGAACUGGAUUUUUUAAUGAGCUGCUUUAGAUUCUUCAACUGGAUUUAAUAAGUAAUGGGAAUUGAUUAUUUCCAUCUUUGCCUCUCUUUCCUUGUAAAAAUAGCUGAAGAUAGAGAUCUACCCUUGUCUCUUUUUCAUGAGUUUUAUAUAUCUUUUUUACUACUACGAUAUAAAAAAUUAAGCUUUGGUUUCAACUUAUUUAUGUUUGUAGUGGAUCUCCUUGGUAAGAAGCCAUGCUGAAGUCGUUAUAAAUGAUGAGAUUAUUUUUCCAGUUUUUAAGAAAUUAUGCAAGGUACACAAUUAGCCGUUCUAUGUCUUUGGUUUCACUAAAUAUUAGAUGCUCAUUUCUGUCAAUUUUCAUUUCUGAAGGAUUAUGGAACUGACUGCUUUUUGUAUUGACCAUAUCUCAUUAACAUGCUAUUGUAGUGAAAUUAAACCAAUCCAGAUUGUAGUAUGCAAUCUAUAAGAUUACUUUGUUUUCUCCGAUUGGUUUGUUAUUGCUCACUUCUAUAUUAUGGAAUUAAUGUGCAUGGAAAGUAAAAGUUGCACAUAUAGAACUACGGAAGCUAAAAAUGGUGUUAUCCUCUUUCUUUAUAUCUCUACUCUUCUCUGAAUAUUCUUUACUGGGUGCUAGGAUACCAUGGUGUCUGGGUUAUUUAAUCUUAAUUUUUAAUUAUUUUGUGAAAUAAAAUUUGAUUGUUUAU